GUACUCAGUUAUCUGGUUCUGUCAACUCCGCUUCAUCCACACGACUCUUGGCUUAGUUAUUUCAUUUUUUCCUCCAGUCACGCGACUCUCUUGUGUAGUAGUAGCCUUUGUCAUUCGUUGUUAAUAACAGUAGCCUCUCUCGUAUCCACCACAGGGUCUUCGAACUCUUGCGCGUCGGAUUGUUUUCCACGUCUUUUCGCCACUCUCGCGAAUUCGCACAUGGGGACCCAAGCUCUACCACUUCGCAGUUUCACGCAGGCGCUUGUUCCUGGGAGAUUAGACUCGGUUAAGAACGGCGCCGAUGUUUCAAGGACGGCGCAACAAGGGCGUAGAGUGGUCUGUUCGCUACCAAGCGACGGCGCUUUUCCUUCGCUUCCGAGUGACGGCACCUUCCCUCCAAGGCACAGAGCCAAGUCGUUCGACGUUCCUCGAGCCGUCGCAGAUGGCUUCCAUUCUCACGCCCACGACAUGGGCGAGGAGGAGAAGCAGCGGCUGAUUGCGGAGGAGAUAGUGAAGAUAGAGCAGCAGACGCGGGCGAGGGAAGAUCAGUUGAAAAAGGCCGCGCUUAAAGCCCACCUGGACCACGAGCUUCGAUUCGGCAAGAUCAUGAUCUCUCAGGAGAAAUACACUACCGCCAUAGCGCAUUUCGACAAGGUGCUCGGCCAAUCAGAGGACGACACGUAUCACCACGGCGAAGCCUCCCUCCAAAAGGCCGCCUGCCUUGAGAAGCUCGGCGCGCACGACGAAGCGCGACGCCUUUAUAAAGCCCUCUGCCACUUCCGCGGCGCGGACCACCAUAUUAAGAGACGCGCCGCGCAGGCCCUGUUCGAAGGCGACUCGCACAAUCCCGCAAAGCAGCAGCAGACGCAGCAAACUUCGAGCGAAAGACCGUCGUCAUUAGACGACUACAUGUAUAAGAUGUUUCUAUCCGGCUUCGGAAACUACACUCUGAGUGGGCGGAAGCAGGAGGAGUCGAAGCAGGAGAGGGUGCUGCUACAGGCGCUGCCGUGGAUGCUGGUGCUCAUGGCGCCCGCCAUGGCUAUAGGGCUGAUGCUGGCCAAGGGGGGAGAGUGACACCAUUGUAAGGGGGGAGAGUGAUGCAAGGGGGGCUGACGUUGGGAGAGGGUGGGGAGAGGGGUAGGUGAGAGGACGAGGUAGCAUGGAUGCUGGUGCUCAUGGCGCCGGCCAUGGCUGUAAGGCUGAUGCUGGAUAAGGGGGGAGAGUGACACAAUGAUGUAUGGGAGGAGAGGAGAAGUGUGCUGAGUAGGAAAGGCGAUGUAGGGAAGCACAUGUGUGUGCUGGGAAGCACAUGUGUGUGCUGGGAAGCACAUGUGUGUGCUGGGAAGCUAUGGGGAGAGGGGUGGUUGGUGCUGAUCGUGCCGGCCAUGGCUGUAGGGCUGAUGCUGGCCAAGGCGGGGGAGUGAUGCAAUGUUGAGAACGGCUGGUUGGGGGAAAGGAGGAGCGGGAGUUACGGCAGGAGAGAGGGUGCUGCUGCAGGCACUGCCCUGGAUGUUGGUGCUCAUGGCGCCGGCCAUGGCUACAGGCCUGAUGCUGGCCGAAAGGGGAGAGUGAUACAGUGUGAGGGAACCCAGUUGUUUCAGUGUGAGCAGUGAAGCAUCAGGCUCAGGUGCUGUCGCCACCUCACUCUUGUCUUACGGUGCCAGUGGCUCUACUGACGGCGCUGCUGGUGCUGCUGCCUCGGCCAGCUCUUUCUCCUGAUAUUUCUAUUCUCUGAUAUGCAGGUUUCUCUGGGUGUCUUCAGAUUGAUGUGUGCGUGUUGUGUUGUGUGCUUGCGUGGCGCUACUUUGUACAUUUAAAUUGUCACAAAUUGUAGAGUUAUCCGUCUCUUGGUGUGCUGUGAAGUAUUGAGUAUGCAUUG
Closterium sp. NIES-67 is the source of this 1879-nucleotide messenger RNA. The record is from the annotation of a GenBank genome assembly. Lineage: Eukaryota; Viridiplantae; Streptophyta; Zygnematophyceae; Desmidiales; Closteriaceae.